This is a messenger RNA of Etheostoma spectabile (orangethroat darter), 4848 nucleotides long. RefSeq names its product FA complementation group I (gene fanci). The record is from RefSeq and is a predicted model, not a curated record. The transcript is spliced from 37 exons. Lineage: Eukaryota; Metazoa; Chordata; Actinopteri; Perciformes; Percidae. Gene Ontology annotation, biological process: DNA repair. Gene Ontology annotation, molecular function: DNA polymerase binding. Bases 304 to 4290 code for a protein of 1328 amino acids.
GUGGCAACCACGAAUUAAAACAGGAAGUGUGCGCUGGCGGGAAAAUCCGUACAGGGGGAGGUUACCAAAGAGGACUUUGCCUUUUCAUUAUGGACUAGUUAGCUAGCUAGUUUAAAUUGUGAAAUAAAAUUGUUGUCAUAUAGGCCUAUCAAAUAUUGACAAGCAGAGGUAAACCCUUCAUUUGUGCACUUCUUUUGUCACAUUUAAAUAUUUAGCUACAGUAACAACAGAGUCGCUGAGGUUGACAACCAACGGGAAUUCAUCAGCGUUUACCAGCCGCCUACGUCUGUCUGCAGCUUGAUCAUGAAGGCUGAAAUGGAUCAAAUCGUCCUACUGUCAGACGGAGACAGUACCGUGGAACUUCAGAAGUGCCUGUCGUCCUUUACAAAUGACCAGCUAAUCACUGGGAUUACGAACUACGCACUAAAGGGCAAGAAGGUUGGAGCCAUGAUUAAAGGCAUAUUUAAAGGCUCUACACCGAGUUCCACUGAAGGGUCGAACCGCAGACUUCUUGUUUAUCAACACUGCAUCCCUCUUUGUGAGUCAGGGGAUCUUCAGACUGAGGUGGCAGCUGAUAUCAUUGGACUUCUGAUGCUGGAGACUCAUACGCUGCCUGGACCCUCUCUUGCAAAACUGGCAUCUCUUUUUGUUGAAGCAAUUAAGGUGGGAAAAAUGGGCAGUGGCAAAUCCCUGGAGCUAUUUCCUACUGUGCUUACUGCCCUUUCAGCCUGUGAAGCCUUGUCUUAUGGCAAAGGUGAACUCAGUGGCGAGGAAUACAAGAAACAGCUGAUCAACAGCCUCUGCUCAAGCAGAUGGGACCCGCAAUGUGUCAUCCACCUGACGACCAUGUUCAGGGAUGUGCCCUUGUCAUCAGAGGAGCUGCAGUUUUUGGUGGAGAAAGUAUUGAGGAUGUUGACCAAAUUGGAUCUGCAGGAGAUCCCACCACUGGUUUAUCAACUGCUGCUUUUAUCUGCAAAGGGUUGUAAGAAACAGGUACUGGAUGGAAUCAUCAGUUAUUUUAAAGAGCAAGACGUUCGUCAGGAAGAGGAGCAGAAACAGGGAGAGAGCCUGGAUCUAGAGGUUCAGUCCAUUCCACAGGACCAAUUGAGACACGUGGAGGGCACGGCUAUCCUCCACAUAGUCUUUGCUGUACGACUCAACCAUGAUCUCGGGAGGGAGUUCCUCAAAUCCUUUAAGCAGACAUCCUAUGGAGAUCUGUGCCCUUUCAGUGUUGCCCUGUUGCUCUCAGUCGCACGCAUCCAGCGUUAUGAAGAGCAGGUGUUUGACCUUUUAAAAGGGGCCAUUGUCAAGAGCUUCAAAGAUGAGCAGCUGCAGCUGGCGUCAAAGUUCCUGCAGGACCUCCUGCAUGGGCACUGCAGUGUGGCUCAGAUGAUACUGGACACAGUCAAAAACAGCAUGUUUGGUUGGGAUCAUGUGACCCAGGGGCUGGUGCAGCUGGGCUUCUUCCUUAUGGAUGCAUUUGGACCCAAACCUGGACCAUUUGGCAAGACCACAGAAGGGUCUACUACCAUAGCCCGUACCCCCACUCAGCAGGCAUGUAAGCUGGGAGGACAGGUGCUCCUGCAGGGCUUUAAGAUGCAUGAGCCUGUCAGAGGCGAGAUACUGGAGCAGGUCUUGAAUCGAUUGGUCACAAAGACAGCCUCACCUGUCAAUCAUUACUUAGACCUUUUCUCUGACAUCGUGGUCUCUGCUCCCAUGAUCCUCCUGGAGUCAUCUUCCAAGGUGACGGAGACAUUUGACCACCUGUCAUACCUCCCCUUGGCCACUGUUCAGGGUCUACUUAAAGCUGUCCAGCCCCUGCUCAAAGUCAGUAUGUCUUUGAAGGAUUCUUUGAUUCUAGUUCUCCGCAAGGCCAUGUUUUCCAGCCAACUGGACGGCAGGAAGUCUGCAGUGACUGGCUUCUUAUUGCUGCUGAAAAACUUCAAAGUGUUGGGCAGCUUGGCCUCGAGCCAGUGUAGCCAGGCAAUCUCCACUAGCCAGAUCCAAGUGGACGUUCACUCUCGUUAUAACUCUGCUGCUAAUGAAGCAUUCUGUCUGGAAAUCCUCAGCAGCCUGCGUCGCUGCCUCGGCCAGCAGGCUGAUGUGCGCCUCAUGCUCUAUGAGGGUUUCUAUGAAGUCCUUCGUCGCAACUCUCAACUUGCAAGCUCCAUCAUGCAGACACUGUUCUCGCAGCUGAAGCGGUACUACGAGCCUGAACAAGACCUCCUGCCCCCAGUGAAACUGGAACCGUGCAUCACAGCACUCGGAGACCAAGUCUACCUCCAGGAGCCACUGGCCCACCUGGUGAGCUGUACUGUACAUUGCCUGCUGUGGCUGCAGAACAUGCGCCGGACGGCCAACCCCAAAGAUGACGACAGCGAUGAGGAGGAGGAGGAAGAAGAGGGAUACCAGUCUGAACUACAGACGAUCUUAGAGAGCAUGACAAGACGCAUGAUCAAGAGUGAACUGGAGGAUUUUGAACUGGACAAGUCAGCUGAGUUCUCCAUGGGAUCUAGUGUUGGGGUGAAGAAUAGUAUCUAUGCUGUACUGGUGAUGGGAGUGUAUGAGAUCCUUAUGGAGUACAACUUCAUCAAAGCCAACUACAGUAAAACCCGCUUUGAGGAGCUCAUGGAGCUAUUCAACCGCUACCACAAACUGUCUGAGAUCCUGAAGGAGAAAUCCGGAAAGGGUCGAGUACCUUCACACAAGACUCCCCGCAGUUUACUCUCUUUGGGCUUCAUAUCAACUCUCCUCACCGUGCUCUUUAGAGACAGUACUCAGAGCAGAGAGGAGGCUCUCUCAGUGCUUCGAUCAAGUGGAGAAUUUGUGCGUUAUGCAGUAAACGUGGCUGUACAGAAGAUCCAGGAGCUGGAGGAAACUGGUAACACAGAUGGCCCAGACGGACAGAACACAGACAGAACUUUCCGCUUCCUCUGUGACAUGACAAGUGUGCUGAUGUGGCGUUACACCAACAUCCCCAGCGUUGUAGAAGACGCGGGGAGGAAGGAGAAGCGCUCCAGCCUGUCCCUGCUGUGUCUGGAAGGUCUGCUCAAGAUCUUCACAACUUGUCAGCAGCGCUUUCCAGACAGGAUGGCCCAGCUCCUCUCCACCAUGGACAUCUCAGAAGACGGUGCCGAGCCAGACGAUGGAAGCGCUACAGAGAUGAACUUCUUUUACAUCCGACAGUUUCAGAGGGCGCUGUUCACACAGUUAAGUGGAGGUGAGGAAGAAUUCAACAGCAAAGAGGCUCAGCUGCUGGUCAGCAUCUUGAGUGUGCUUUCGCGCCAGCUAAAGCCUUCCUCCCAACAGUUUGUGCAGAUGAUCACGUGGACUGUAAAAAUCUGCAAGGAGACCAGUUUUGAGGAUUCAGCUUUCUCCAAGGGUCUGCUCUCUCUUCUCUUCAACCUGCAUGUUCUUUAUAAGAGUCCUGUAAGUCUGUUACUGGAACUUUGCCAAGAUAUCCACAGCCAAUUGGGAGACAUUGAUCAGGAUGUGGAGGUGGAAAAACAGUCUCACUUUGCCAUUGUCAACAUGAAGACUGCAACCACAGCAGCACUGCUGGUCUUGUCUCAGGUUGACAGAGUGCUUGAUGAAGUGGACUGGCUGAUUGCCAGAAAGAAAAGCCAGACGGCAUCUGACAAAUCUGGUUCUGGGGAGGCCACCCAGACAACAGGCCAGCAGGAUCCAAUAGAGAAAGCAGUGACGCUGCAGCUCGGGACUCUUUUGACAGCAUUAAAUGAGCUGGUCCAGACAGCCCUGCUGCCUGGCACCUGUACAAUCACACUGCUGAGAGAACUGAGUCGCACAUACACCAUCCUCACUACCCUGGUCAAAUAUUACAUCCAGGUGUGUUCCAGCCAGCACAGUGCACUGCCAGCACGCUUUGAAAAGCUGGUCAAACUGUCGGGCUCCCACCUAACACCACAGUGCUACUCUUUCAUCACAUAUGCACAGAGUGGAGAAUUUAGUAGUGGAGGUGCAGAUGAUAAGAAGAAAAAGAAAAGGAAUGAAGUGAACACUGCUGCCUCUGCAAAACUCCUGCGUGAGACAAAAGCCAUCCCUAAUGUGGUCUUCAGUAUUGAGCAGUAUGAGAAAUACCUCAUCACACUCUCAAAGAAGUCAAAGGUAAAUCUGAUGCAGUACAUGAAACUGAGCACCUCAAGAGAUUUCCGCAUAAAUGCUGCUUCUCUGGACGCAGCCAUGCAGGAACAGGACGACAGUCAGGAGAGCACAGAGUCACACGAUGCAGAAGAGACACACGAACCCAAACAGAAGAAGAGAAAACAGUGAGCUAAGCCUCUGUGCCUUUUGUUUGAUCCACACUUCUCCAGAUUCUUCAAUGAUUUUGAACUUGGCCAGCUGCUGAACAGCUGUUCUGGUUAACAGUCACUUGGCCCACAAAGUGCUAUCUUCCUUUGUUCAGAGAGCCUUUGGUGAUGUCAAUGAUUUGGUAUAUGUCCAAGGCCUCACCUGUGGAAAGUUUGCAUGCAUUGUUUAACACUGGUUGUGUUUAAAAGAAAAAUGUAUUUUGUAUAUGACAUGUAUUUUGAAACACGGUAACUGUCAAUGUAUCUGUUCUUUUUGAACAAUGUCAAAACUGUAACUUAUAUUUCACAUUGUUUGAAGAUCUAUCAAGGGUUAGCAAUCCAAUUUAGAUCAUCCGUUUUUGACAAAGUACAGUUGUAACUACAUAUAGUAGUACUUAAGAUGACACUACUUCAUCAGUCUUGGCUACACAAAGGGGAAAAGAGGCACCUAUGGUUUCCAAUACACGUAAAUGCAUCCUGAAGAGAUUUAAAACCUAGCUUUAUAUCAAGUGCUGUUUUAAAAUAAAUAUUUUCUUUCUUA